This is a messenger RNA of Penicillium canariense, 1632 nucleotides long. RefSeq names its product cytochrome P450. The coding region runs from base 1 to 1632 and encodes 543 amino acids. The record is from RefSeq and is a predicted model, not a curated record. NCBI's taxonomy places the organism in Eukaryota, Fungi, Ascomycota, Eurotiomycetes, Eurotiales, Aspergillaceae. The transcript has 4 exons. Gene Ontology annotation, molecular function: iron ion binding; monooxygenase activity; oxidoreductase activity, acting on paired donors, with incorporation or reduction of molecular oxygen.
AUGACUGGAAGCAUGGUAAAUAGGGGUGCUACCCUGCUGUCAAACAACAUAGUAAAUAUCACCGCUGCUGGUUUUCUGGCAUUCAUCUUGUACUAUUUCCUCUACAAGCCUCUAUACGCAAGUUCUCUGGUAAAGGUCCCGGGCUCAAAACUAUUUGCGGCAAGCAAAUGGCGGCUUGCAUUGGCUGAUUAUCAAGGAGUCCGAACGCAAACCAUCCACUCCUUGCAUAAGCAAUAUGGUACUGCGGUGCGAAUCGGGCCAAAGGAAGUCUCGUUUUCAUCUCUCAGUGCGCUGAAGGCAAUCUACGGGGCUGGAUCUGGCUUUGAGAGAACCACUUUCUACAGAAUGUUUGAUGCCUACGGACGUCAGAAUCUCUUCACUUUUGCCGGAACAAAACAACAUGCCGAGAGAAAAAAGCUGCUAGCUCAUGCCUAUUCCAAAAGUGCUAUAUUGUCACCCAAUGCUCUGGCAAAGCCCUUAAUAGAGAAAAAUGUGAACAGCUAUCUUGAACUUUUGGAACGCGAAAAGGAUGUGGCGGAGGAAAUAUUCCAAAGCCUACAUUGGUUCAGCUUGGACAGCAUUACUGGGUUCCUCUACGGAGAAAGGUAUGGAGGAACACAGGCGGUUACAGGGAACAAAACACACAGGCAACUCAUUGGCGAUAUCAUUGACCCUAGUCGGAGAAAGCUGAGCUGGUAUGCUGUGCACCUGACGAACUACACGAAAUGGCUCUAUACGCGAACCGGAAUUGUGGAGAGUCUUGUCACUCGCUUGGGCUUGUUGCCGAUGGAAAAGCCUGCCACGUACAGUGGUAUUCGAAAACAUGCACUCCAGUCGUGGACUGAUUUCGAGGCCUCCGUGACGGGAAACCCACCGCCUCAGGACUUGGCCAUUAUCGAAAAGCUGUGGAAGCACAGCAAAUCUGGCAAAGGACCCCGCCUUGACGGUCUUGAUAUGGCCUCCGAACUGGCAGAUCAUUUCCUCGCCGGUGUCGACACCACCAGCGAUACCGUCAUGUUCACCAUCUGGGCCCUCUCGCGGGAGGAGAACCGGAUGUACCAACAGAAAUUGAUCGACGAGGUCGAUAGAAUCCCUAGCACAGAUUGUAAUGAGGACGGCAACCCGACUGUGGAGGCUGUGGACAAACUUCCAUACCUUGAUGCUGUCAUCAAGGAGACUCUUCGUCUCUAUGCCCCCUUACCAGCCUCAGAACCACGAUCAUUGCCGUUUGACACAACGAUUGACGGGUACUUGAUUCCAGCCGGAACCGUUGUGAGCAUGUCGCCAUAUACCCUUCAUCGAAACCCAGAUGUGUUUCCCGAGCCUCUGAAGUUCAAGCCAGAGCGGUGGCUAGGACAGUGUGGUGAUUUGACCGAAAUGAAGAAAUGGUUCUGGGCAUUUUCAAGUGGAGGUCGUAUGUGCAUUGGCUUACACCUUGCUAUGGCAGAAAUGACAACGCUACUGGCUGCUGUCUACAGACGAUAUUCGACUAGUGAGUACAAGCGGCAAAGAGGAACAAGUCCAGUCAUUACCAGCCGAUUUGAAGUGUUCUAUGAUGAGACCCUCCCCAGGGCUGAAGAGCAUGAAUGUUUGAUUAACUUUGAGAAACGAAUUGAUAAGAAGAUGGAAUGA